This is a messenger RNA of Salvia miltiorrhiza (redroot sage), 810 nucleotides long. RefSeq names its product ethylene-responsive transcription factor 13-like. NCBI's taxonomy places the organism in Eukaryota, Viridiplantae, Streptophyta, Magnoliopsida, Lamiales, Lamiaceae. Gene Ontology annotation, molecular function: DNA binding; DNA-binding transcription factor activity. Bases 66 to 587 code for a protein of 173 amino acids. The transcript has a single exon. The record is from RefSeq and is a predicted model, not a curated record. Gene Ontology annotation, biological process: ethylene-activated signaling pathway; regulation of DNA-templated transcription.
UGCUGCACUAUAUAUAAUUGAGUGGAGAGCAAGAGCUAAUAAGAUCAAUCAGAAAAGAAAGAAAAAUGCAAGCAAACACAAUCUCAAAUCCUGAUGUAAUCCUGUUCGAUUCAAUACAAAGUUUUCUCUUAAACGAUUCUGAUUUUCCACAUGAAUUUUGCAACAAUAGCCCCACUCCGACCUCGACGAGCAGCUCCUGUUGGCCACAGAGCUGCGGAGAUGAUGCAGCGAUCGUCGGCGAGGGCGCGGAGCGGAGUCCCCACGCGCCGGCGGAGUGGAGGCGGUACCGGGGCGUGAGGCGGCGGCCGUGGGGGAAGUUCGCGGCGGAGAUGAGGCAUCCGGACAGGCGGGGCGGAAGGAUCUGGCUGGGGACGUACGAGACGGCGGAGGACGCUGCAUUGGCCUAUGAUCAAGCGGCGUACGAGCUGCGCGGCGCGCGAGCCAGGAUUAAUUUUCCGCACCUCAUCGGCUCAUCCGCCGCCAGGAAGCCGGUCAGAGUCACGAAGCAGCGGCGGCCGCCGGCGUCGUCGUCAUCGUUGGCCGGCGAAAUUAGGGCAAAAUUGGAGGGGGCUGCAAAGUGCUAUUGAGCUGGCUUACGGCAACAGCACCCCCAAAUAAUUAAUAGGAAAACAGAAUUACAAAAAAUGAAAUGGGGAAUUGUUGCGGAUUGGGCUGUUUGCUUAAAUUUGGAUUUUGCCGUGGUAGUGAGUUUCACGAUAAUGAUAAAUUAUGAAGUAUGUUAAAGCAAAGAUGAGCUUUUCCAACAGUUCAUGCAAUUUGAUAAUUGAUUGUUAGAUUGCAAGUUUUGCA